This is a messenger RNA of Fundulus heteroclitus (mummichog), 1928 nucleotides long. Its product is annotated as cingulin-like. NCBI's taxonomy places the organism in Eukaryota, Metazoa, Chordata, Actinopteri, Cyprinodontiformes, Fundulidae. The record is from RefSeq and is a predicted model, not a curated record.
AAUCAGGCCGCGGCAGAGGCGGGAGGACGGUCUGCCGGACGUUCUGGCAACAGGUUCCUCUGGUAGUGGGGGGGUGAUUUUCCCCAAUGUCCUCUGGCCGUGGAAAAAACAUCUUCCUGAAUCAGCGCUGCGUGGAGUUGCCGCGGAUUCCUAAUAGAUGCCCCCAAAAAAAAAACUGACGGAGGAAGAGCUCGGAAACUGAACCAUCACUGCAGAAACAGAAAGCGACAAUGGGAACUCCUUCCGCGGACAGGAAGGCGCAGUUGGAUUACGGUGUCCAGAUCCGCUUCAUCAAAGACCUCCACGACACGGGCGGACUUCAGCCUGAAAAGUCGAGGGGAAACAACGCGACGCCUCCGUCCAACAAGUACGGAGUGGCCGUGCGGGUUCAGGGCAUCUCUGGCCAGCCGUAUGUGGUUUUAAAGGAUGGAGAGAAAGGCGACUCGUACGGCGUUCAGCUGUCCAAUCCCAAUCCCACUUCAGGGCCCACGUCUCCGUACAACACCAUCCCGAAGCGUAAAAAAGAGCCGGCAGAUUUCCCAAACUCCUUCAGCCCCGUCGUGAAUCCUUCCCGCUCCCCUGUCUCUCCAGCAGAGGAGGAAGACGGGGAGAUUUUUGGGAGCCCCCUUAGAAGACCUCCAGGGGAUGGUCAAGCAGGAACUCAAGGGGAGGAAGAAGGCAGGGCUGGUAGGGAACGUCGGGCGGAGAGGCCGAAGGAUGAACCCCAACCCAAAGCUACAGUCGGCAAAACCGAUAGGAACAUGAAUGGAACUGAGGAUGAGGAGUAUAACGAAGCAGGACUGAAGCCCGUGAAGGCAAAAUCUGCGGGACCUAAAGGGUUUAACCGUACCGCUUCUGGAUUUACCGGUUCUUUGGGGAGGAAACCUGGCAAAGACUCGUCCCCAAAGCAUUUCCCGGACCCUCCACCAGUGACCGGCGGCGAGCCCGCCCAGGCGAUCGACACCAACUCCCUGGCGCCCAUCAACAAGCUCAUCAGCAAGUUCAACAACAGCGCUCCAGGCGGCGCCCCGCAGACCAGAGGCCGCACCGGCGCCAGGCAGCGGCUCCAGUUCGAUGAACGCAGGAGGUCGAGGAGCCUCGACGCCCGGAAAGAUGCAGAGCCGCCUGCGUUCCCCGCCUCUCCUUCGUCGCCCGCUCUGAACCCUUACGCUGCUCCCGCAUCCGCCGCCUCCAGCUCGACGCCGUCUGCUCCAGCUACCGCUGUCAAGGUGACGGCAUCCAACGCCCCCAAGGCAAGCUUCAAGUCACCAGAGAAGUCUGCCGCUAAAGACGGCCAUCCAACUAUUGCGAAAAAGCCUGAGACCCUUCCAAGAAGCCUGAGUCAAAACGCAGAGGUUUUUAAAAGAGAAGAGGCUCCGGUCAAAGACUCUGUUUACAACGUCCUCAGAAAUGGCCCCAGUGAGACCGAGGGAUCCUUCAAAAGAAAAGCCAGCUUCGCCUAUGAGACUCCCAACAGAUUACAGCAAGGAGGAUCCGAUGAAGCCGUCAAAAAGGAGAAACUUGAGGAGCUUCAGAGGCAACUCGAACGUUACAAGAAGGAACUGGAGCAGGCGCAGGAUGAACUCGCUGCAGAGCAAAUGGCCAAGGAGGUGGCAGAGUCCCGUCUCCGCCUUCAGGAGGAUCAACUGGGCUCAGCUUCAGGAAGAGCUGAGGAGGAUUCGGAGAACCUACCCCAGUCUGACUCCUUCCAGUCGGAUGUGAUGAACCUGCAGGCCCAGCUGGCUGAAGCCACCAUGUUAUACCAGCGGCAAGAGGAGGUGCUCCACCAGCGAGAGCGUGAGCUCACUGCCCUGAAGGGGGCGCUGAAGGAGGAGGUGGAGUGCCAUGACCGAGAAAUGGAGGCUUUGAGGGAACAGUUCAGCCAGGACAUGAAGAACCUUAGGAGGAACAUGGAGGAGUUCACACAG